Molecule: messenger RNA, 1788 nt
Organism: Lindgomyces ingoldianus
Lineage: Eukaryota; Fungi; Ascomycota; Dothideomycetes; Pleosporales; Lindgomycetaceae
Product: cytochrome P450
Exons: 10
Coding region: 74-1642 (522 amino acids)
Molecular function (GO): oxidoreductase activity, acting on paired donors, with incorporation or reduction of molecular oxygen; iron ion binding; heme binding
Source: RefSeq, a predicted model, not a curated record
GAAAUUUCAAAAUCUAACAGCAUGCGCUCCUCACCAUGGAGUACACGCCUAGAGCUUACUUUCAGUGACCAACAUGUUACAAGGCAUAUUUCAACAACUAAGGUUUGUUCUUCUGAACCGACACCUUGAACUUGCGUUAGGUGUCCUUACAGUUUCUGUCCUCUUGCAACUCACCCACUCUUUUUGUACCUACUUGUCUCGUCCGAAAAAUGUCCGCAUUCUGUCCAAGCCAUACUCACCUCUAACAUGGUUUAAAAAUUUCGAUUUCAUUCUUAACGCUCCGAGAACCAUACUUCGGGGUUAUCAGGAUCGCGGCCAUGCACAAGCUUUUGCCAUACCAUCAUUAGGAGAAUAUACAGUACUAGCAUGUACAGAAGAUGACAUUAAGGCUGUUUGUGACAUCGACGAGCCGGUUCUAUCUUUCCCUGAGGCCAUGACAGAUCGGCUCAAGAAUUACUGGACUAUGUAUGGAUUCCAGGUCGGAGACAUCGAUCCACAUUCUAGUAUACCAAUGAGGGUCAUUAAAGUUCUAUUGCGAAUGCAUCUCCCUGUGCUCCGACCUGUCAUUGAAAGCAGAAUACGGCAGGGGUUUGAGAAGGCGCUUGGUAAAGGGUGCAGGGUCGAUGGGUACACCUCCGUCUCCACCUAUAUGCUGUCGAGAACGGUGAUAGACGAGAUGAACGUUCGGAUCAUUCUAGGCGACGAACUCUCAGAAAAACCCGGAUGUGUCGACACAGCGAUUCGCUAUACUGAAGACGUGGUCGUGACUGCUGAGAUUUGUCGACAGCUUCCAUCGAUCUUAACUCCGGUUAUCGCUCCUUUAAUGAUGGGCUACAGGCGUUCGAUGCAAAAGCUUGCCGACUUUAUCACUCCGGUCGUGAAUGAGAGAAUUCGUCGCCAACUAACAAUGGAUACAUCAAAAACAUACGAUGACUGUAUUCAAUGGAUCAUUGAGUCAUCACGCACACCUGCUCAGCGCGCCACUAAACGGCUAGUCGGCCAGACCAUCGGCAUACUUAUGGCAUCUUCAUAUCAGAUGUCCAUGACUUUAGUAUACGUGCUGUAUGCUCUGUGCCAUCAUCCGGAAUACAUUCCGCCCCUGCGAGACGAGAUCACUAGAGAAAGGCACAAUCAGUCGGAGGAUCCAUUCAAGAAAAUGUAUCUUCUAGAUAGUUUUCUUCUCGAAGUGGCUCGGCUUAAUCCACCUGAAGCCUUGACAGUGCAAAAAAAGGUUAAACUGCCCUUCACACUACCUAGCGGUGUAUAUAUCCCUCCUGGAAACCUGAUAGCAGUUCCUCACCAAGCGCGCGCCCGAAACCCGGAUAUCUUCCCCAACCCGGAUCAAUUCGAUGCACGACGUUUCCUGCCGAAGCAUGAGCAGCAAUGCGAGACCGAAGCUAUCGCGAAGUUCACAGAUGUGAGCUACCGAUACUUGUACUGGGGGCCUCCUAAAAAAGCCUGUCCGGGGAGAUGGUAUGUGUCACAUGCACUUAAACAAGUGAUUGUGCAUAUGCUCAUGAACUACGACUUCAAGCUUGAGAAUAAGAGCGAUACUGGGGUAUUCUCCUGGACUACUAUCAUAUUCCCCUCUCCUACGAGCAGAAUUCUCUUUCGGAGAAGAGAACGGAGUUCUGGAAAUUAGAGGGAAGAUCUGUUGCUCUCUCGAUAUUGAUUGUAGAAAGGUGCCGUCGUCCGCCAUGUCUUCAAUUGGAGUGUGUGUGUUCUAGUGGCAGGAUACUCCACGUGCAUUCUUGUUGAUCUUGUUGUAAUACAAAAUUUCAGUCUUUA